AGAGAGAGAGAGAGAGAGAGAGAGCACAGCGCAGGCUAAUGGCAGCCGGGCUUAUCGCCGCCCCCGACGUGGCCGACGUCAAGUCGUCCCCGUGAACUUUGUCCCACAGCGGAGACAUGUCCGGCCCGCUGCUGCUGCAGCUGCUGAGACGCGGCCGCGCGGCGCAGCGACCGACCGGCGCACUUUCCGGAGUCCGCUCCAUCAUAGACACGUCCUACUCGGCGCACUUCAUGGACUUCGGCCGAUCCUCCAUACCGAGCGUCAUGCGGAAGCUGGUCGUCAACAAGCUCAGUCCCGAUUUCCGAGAGGCCGUGACCGCGCAGACGGUCGCGGUUCCGACCCCCGGGGACGCGGAGCUGCUCGUCAGGAAUCGUUUUGUAGGAGUCAACGCCUCUGACAUCAAUUACUCGGCGGGCCGCUACGACCCCUCGGCGAAGCCCCCCUUCGAUGCCGGCUUCGAGGGCAUCGGCGAGGUCGUCGGCCUGGGCCUCAGCGCCAGCUCCCGCUACACCGUGGGCGACGCGGUGGCCUACUUUGGCAGCGGCGCGUUCGCCGAGUACACGGUGGUGCCGGCCAAGGAGAGCGUGCCCGUCCCCGCGGUGAGGCCGGAGCUGCUCACCCUGCUGGUCAGCGGCGCCACGGCCUACAUCGCCCUGAAGCGCCUGGGCGACCUGGCCGAGGGGGAGACGGUGCUGGUCACGGCGGCCGCGGGGGGCACGGGCCAGUUCGCCGUGCAGUUCGCCAAGCGGGCCGGCUGCCACGUGAUCGGGACCUGCUCGUCCGACGAGAAAGCCGGCUUCCUGAAGUCCAUCGGCUGCGACCGGCCGAUCAACUACGCCGCCGAGGACCUGGCCGAGACGCUGAGGCGGGAGUACCCGCGCGGCGUGGACGUGGUGUACGAGUCCGUCGGCGGCAGCGUCCUGCAGGUGGCGGUGAACAGUUUGGCCAACAGGGGCCGGCUGAUAGUCAUCGGCUUCAUCUCGGGGUACCAGACGGCGUCGGGGAUCCCGGCCUUCAGAGGGGCCACGCUGCCGGCCAAGCUGCUGCAGAGGUCGGCCAGCAUUCGGGGUUUCUUCCUGCCGCACUUUGUCGGCGACUACAGGGAGGCCCUGGGCAGCAUGAUGCAGAUGUUGGCCGCGGGGAAGCUGGUGUGCGAGGUGGACCGUGGGGAUUUGUCCCAGGAGGGGAGGUUCGUGGGCCUGGAGUCGGUCUUCCGGGCUGUGGACUACAUGUAUGCUGGGAAAAACCUGGGCAAGGUGGUGGUGGAAUUGUUACCGCCCCCCGUUGGUAAUAAGCUGUGAUUUAAUGAAUGAACGUGGUAACACUGCAGGGCUUUAGUUUUCGAAUAGAUACAUUUCUUUAUUUUUGAAGGAUGACUUAUAUUAAUCAACACAACGCUUGCACAAAAUAAACAAAAUAAGUGAUUUUUAUUUGCUGCUAUUGCUGUUAUGCAAACUAAAUGCAAUGGAAAAGGUGUUUUUCAUUGUCACUCAGUGGAGCCGUUUGUUCAAUUGUUUGUUAAAUUAUUUUAAACAAAGAAAAUGUACAAAUCACAAUGCAUUGAUUGUGUUGCACAAAUGUGAUUUCGAUUAAAAAAUCCCACACGGUACACUGA
Gasterosteus aculeatus aculeatus (three-spined stickleback) is the source of this 1615-nucleotide messenger RNA. The record is from RefSeq and is a predicted model, not a curated record. NCBI's taxonomy places the organism in Eukaryota, Metazoa, Chordata, Actinopteri, Perciformes, Gasterosteidae.